GAACUUUCUGUGUAGCAGUUAGCUUCUGAGGUACAAACACUGUAAGGUUGCUCGUUAGCAUCAUUUUUCAGUACAUUUAGUCUGUUUAACGUUAAAUUUAACACAGUUGAGCUAUUAAAACUUAACUUACAUUACUCAUGUUGAAUUUCCGGUAUUUAUUACUGAACAGUUCUAGAAAGAUGUGUAGCUAACAUUAGCCAAACGGAUGCUAACGUUAGUUUGCUAACUUUGCUAACUAGUAAACACGCCGCAGUCUGGAGGCUUAAACUCAUAAGUGGAGGAAAGAAAAGGGGGUUUGAGGAUCCUUAACUUCUGGACGGGAUGAAGAAGUGGAACUGGAGAGAAAGACAGCGACAGAACCGGCGACAAGGCGGCGGUCAGCGGCACGAGUGGUACAGAGGCAGCCGACAGAGAUCAGCACAGGACGAACACUGGUACGGACAUAAUGAUGCAGGACCAUCAAACAGAGAAUCUCAGAGGAGAUAUGAUCACCAGUCUGCCUCUACUUCUUCACCUUCGUCAUCUUCCUCCUCCUCAUCUUCCUCUACAGACAGUAGUGCUGCACCAGAACUGCCAGGUUUCUACUUCGACCCAGAGAAAAACCGUUACUUCCGACUAUUGCCUGGACACAACAACUGUAACCCGCUGACCAGAGAGAAGCUGCAGGAGAAGGCAAAGGAGAAACAGAGAAACAAGAUGCUCGCAGAGGAUGAAAAGCCGAGAAAAAAAGCACCAAGGUCAGGACUGAACACCUCACUGCUGCUGCAGAAACGACAUCUUGGUCUGUUACCUGAGAACUCCUACUGCAGGCUCGUCCACGAGGUGAAGGUCAGCGGGAUGCGACGCCACAAACUAGAGAUCCAGAGCGCAGACAGCAGCACCCCGAACACUGACAACUUCAGACUUAUAGUGGGGGAUUCGGCCUGCGAGCGAGUCUUCACAGUCAACGAUGUUUCUCACGGCGGCUGCAAAUACGGCAUCAUGAACUUCAGCAGCAGCAGUCGGGGAUGUCUGUCCGUGGAGAUGUGCGAUAACCUCUACUUCACCAACCGCAAGGUGAAUUCUAUCUGCUGGGCCUCAGUCAACUACCCCGAUUCUCAUGUUCUGCUGUGUUUAGUGGGAGUGGCGGAUACUCCAGGUUGUGUCAGUUUACUUCCUGCUUCCCUCUUCAGCAACUCCAACCCAGAUCAGCCUGGGAUGCUUUGCAGCUUUAAGAUAUCCACAGCCUGGUCUUGUGCUUGGUGUCUCAAUCCUCAGUUUGAUAAGACUUUCAGCACCGGUUUGUCCCGCAGGGUCAUUGUGAAGGACGCAGAGACGGGUCGAACUCAGACGUACAGCGUCGGCAGCGAUGUCUUGGCUCAACAGUUUGCCCAUAGAGUUCCAGUCCUGUUUAACGGCUGCAGGUCGGGGGAGAUCUUCAGCAUCGACCUCCGGCAGCGAGGCCGCAGAGAUCAGAGCUGGAAGGCAAACCGCUUCCAUCAAGAAUCAGCCAUCACGUCCGUACGCGUCCUGGAGGAUGAAAACUACCUGCUGGCUGCUGACAUGCUGGGCCAGAUCAAGCUGUGGGAUGUUCGAGUUUCAAAGCCAGUGCAGGAGUACAAAGGUCAUCACAACGAGCACGCUUACCUUCCCAUCCACGUCAAUGAGCGUGAAGGGCUUUUGUUGGCAGUGGGUCAGGACUGCUACACUCGGCUGUGGAGCCUGAAAGACGGUCAUCUCCUGAGAACCAUCCCAUCGCCACAUCCAGCUGCUAAUGACUUGAUCCCCAGCGUCGUCUUGUCCUCUAACCUGGGAGGCUGUAGAGGGUUGCCAGGUCUGCUCAUGGCCGUUAAACACGACCUCUACUACUUCCCGUACAACACCGACUACCAGGAUGGAGCGGAGCUGAUGGACGGACUUUAGGAGUUACUUCUGCGGACAUCCUGUAGAGUAACAAGGCUGGGCAAAGAUGUCGUGUGACUAUUUCUUAACCCAUCAGCCUGUAUGGAGUUCAUUCACAAGAAGUUGUACCUAACUUCAGACUGGAAAUAUGACCUUGGAAAAGUUGCAUUUGAAUCUCAGGGGGAUGUUAUUUUUCACAGCUUAUUUUGUGCCAAAAUGAAAUCAAAAUGCUGCACAGUUACACCCUGUUCAGAAUAAGUGCACUUACUUAUAACAUGAUGGAUUUUGAUUUUUAAACAUUCCAUAUUCUGCUUGUUGGGUUUUUAAAUUUCGUUUAGGUUGUUAAAGAGCUGCUUUUUUGUGCACGUACAAGUUCUGCAAAUUUACAGUUACUCUCAAGCGAGUCCAUAGCUACACUACCAGUGCAGUAGUGUGCAUGUAUGUAAUAUGUAGAUGCUGACCUACUGCACAUGUAUGGAACAAAGUCCUCCAAACAGAGAAAACAAUGUCGAAUAAAGACUAAUUCAUGCUU
Messenger RNA from Acanthochromis polyacanthus (spiny chromis), 2413 nucleotides. RefSeq names its product WD repeat domain 21 (gene wdr21). Gene Ontology annotation, molecular function: protein binding. NCBI's taxonomy places the organism in Eukaryota, Metazoa, Chordata, Actinopteri, Pomacentridae. The transcript is spliced from 13 exons. The record is from RefSeq and is a predicted model, not a curated record. Bases 322 to 1902 code for a protein of 526 amino acids. Gene Ontology annotation, cellular component: Cul4-RING E3 ubiquitin ligase complex.